ACAGAAAUAUAUAAAGAUUCAUAGCAGAAAAUAAUUUCUCUCUCUCUCUCUCUCUAUCCUAUAAUGUUUCGAGUAAAGUUUGUAAAACAUAUUGAACAGAAUAAAAACCAUCGAACAUAUAAAGAACACCAACCAUCCUAACUCAACAAAGUGAUAAGACUCUCUUUCUUUCUCUCUCUCUCUCCAUCUCCCUCUCUUUCUCUUGCUUUUGUUGUCACUCAUCUUUGUUCUCUAUUAUAGUUUCCAUUCAAGAAAAUCGAAUAUAAACCCUACUACUUCGAUCGAUGUUCAUAUCUGUCUUUAUUUCAACCAACCAACGAAGAUAGGAUAAAAACAUAUCCACAAAGGCUAGAAACCAUGCGAAAUAACCAUUCCCUUCGUCUCCAAUUGUGGUUCCGUACACUAUUUACUGUUGGUGUAGUCACUCUUCUUAUGAUCGAUGCGUUUGUAUUACAAAACAACAAGGAGGACGACAAAACAAAAGAGAUUACUACAGCUGUGAACAUGAACAACUCCGAUGCCAAGGAAAUACAACAAGAGCUUGAAGAUGGUUCAAGGAACGACGAUCUUAGCUACGUAGCAAGCAAAAGAAAAGUGCCUCGUGGACCUGAUCCUAUACACAACAGGAGAGCAGGGAAUUCAAGACGACCACCAGGAAGAGCAUAAGUACGGUUAAAGCUUGGGUAAGAAGCAGAAAGAGAGAGAGAAGUAUAAUUGUUGGCAAAUUAAUAUAGGUCUUGUAUUGCUGCUAGAUUCUCUUUUCCUUUCAUUUGGGAUCGAAUCUUUUAAAUAUGCGCAAAAUAUUUGUGACCCUACAAUUCUGUUUUUUUUUUUUUUAAAUGUUUGUUUUGUUCCUAUAGUGAAGAAAUAUUGAGCUAGUUAGGGGAGGUUUUAAAAAAAUGAAGACACUGAUUAUUAAAAGGAUUUCAAGAAAGAAAAGAAGUAUACGUACAUGCAAUGCAAUCCUGUUUUCUCACGCAUUGCACGACUUAUAUUGGGAUUAUUUCUAAUUUGAUCCAUCAUCAAAUAACGUUUAGAUGCUUUAUUUCCUUACUCACAUUGUUUAUUGGGUACUUGCACUAAAUGAUCAUUAACAUUUAUUAAGUUAGGUAAAUAAUUGUGUACUCCUUUUAUGUGCAAAAACACAAAAUGGGUACUAUUUUAUUACUAACAUGCUUUCUU
Molecule: messenger RNA, 1182 nt
Organism: Arabidopsis thaliana (thale cress)
Lineage: Eukaryota; Viridiplantae; Streptophyta; Magnoliopsida; Brassicales; Brassicaceae
Gene: CLE26
Product: CLAVATA3/ESR-RELATED 26
Exons: 2
Coding region: 358-666 (102 amino acids)
Cellular component (GO): extracellular region
Source: RefSeq, marked reviewed